UCUUUCUCUCUGGAUCCUGCUUUUGGACCCCUCCUCAGCUCCCCAGUGGAUGAGAUAACCGUGGGAAUUUUCUCAAACUUAAAAGGAAAAAUAAAACUUGUUUGCAGCUGUCGGAGCUCAUCAGCCGUGAAGGAGCAGCAAAGUCGGUUCAGUCAGAACAUGAGCACUUCAUUGGAGAGGGUUGUGGCCCAGAAGAAGGAGGCCAUCGAGGCAGUGAUGGAUAUGUUUGAGAAGGGGGCCGAGGUGUUGGCCAGCGCUGUGGGCGAGCUCUUCCCCCUGUGUGAGGCCGCCGCCCCGGUCCUCCGCCUGGCCUUAGACAACGUCCACAGCAAAGAGGUCUUCUACGUUAAAGAGCAGUUCCUGACGGUGAGGAACAAGCUUGACGUGCUCUCCACGCAACUGGAAGACAUUGACAGCGAGAUCAAGAAGGGGAGACUGGAUUCCCAGUACUUCUCAGUGGAGGAGAACAUUAGGAACCAGUUUCGGAAGUAUAUGGACAUCUUGGAGGCAAAACAGCAGUUCAGGGAGGUCAAGACCAGACUUUUUGUGGAGCACUUUGCCAAAACUGGAGGAGAGAAGAACCUAUUUGUGCUGUAUGAUGCUCUGAUGGGAACAAACAGCUUUGGAGAGUCAGUUUUAGAGGUGGUCGAAAGGUAUGUAGCGAGGAACCGUCGUCUCCUUGAAGAUUUCUGUGUCCGGAUGAAGGAGCUCUUCUGUUUGGGCCUGAUUGCUCUGCUGGGCCACUGUGCCUUAACCCAGGGCCAAGAUGAAGAAGACGACAAAAUCCUAGAGUGGAGCAGCAAAAUUGAAGAAGUUGAGUCCAGGAUGAAGACAACCAUCGAGUCCUGUACCGCUGCCUUCCCGGAGCAAGCAAAAUUAGACGCCAAGCACCUCCUGCAAGAGAAAGAAGAAGAGAAUCUGCAAGACACGACUCAGCAGCUUCUGGAGUUCUUGGUGAAAAAGUAUGAUUGGGUCAGCUGGUCAGUGCGGCUAAUCAACCAUUCAGGGAGCACAUACCGGAACUGGCGAGCAGGGGAGCACUUUCACCACGUGGCGGGACAGAACUGGUUCGAGGUGCUGCAGGUAAACAACAUCAACCUGGUGGUGUCGUACAGCACUAAACCGCAGCCGGUGCCUCGCGACUGCAUCCGGCAGGUGAUGGAGGGCCAGGGGAAGAAGGGAAACGCCCCGGUGGUGGUGGAGGUGUUGGAGAAGCAGCUGUGCGGGUUUGUUGUUCACGCUGUAAGUCGCCACAAGGAGUCUGCAGCCGCGUGGAGCUUUCCGGAAGACUGUCACUACUGGGAGAGACACAAGAAUGUGGCAGUGUGUGUGCACUCGGAGUAAAGGUGAUACAGGUUUCAGAUUUUAGGAUGUUACCGCAGAGGGGUGUAUUUCAAUUGAGAUACUGUAGAUGUAUCUUGCUUGUCCAGAGAAUAUCAGUAUGUAAGUUUACCUUAAAUGAAAAUAAUGAACCUCAGAAACUGGGGAUGCACCAAUCCAAUAGGCUUGAUGGGUGAAUGUUCAGCACCACAACAAUCCCAUGUGCACAAUGUUACCUUAUUCAUCAAUACUUGUCAGCAGUUUUCACUCUAGUCACCCAAAUAGCAUUCUUACAGCACUCGCUUUCUGUUCUGCGCCUUCAUUUUUUGGGCUGAGCUUAUGCAACUACAUACAUCGUAACUCGUAGAUUCCACUUAUAGUUAAGAAGAAGUAAUGUACAGUCAGUGAAGAAAUAAUCUGAUCCUUUACUUACUAAACGUGUCAAUACAACAAUGUAAGAAUAGUCCAUUACAAGUAAAAGUCCUGCCUUCAAAAUCUUCGUAAAGUACAGAAGUAUUAUAUCAGCAACAUUUUAAACUGACCCGAUGUCUGCAAAUAUUAUAUAUGACAUUAUUAGAUUGUUACAAUUGAAUACAUGCAAAGCAUUUUACUGUUGUAGCUGUUUGAGGCAGAGCUUUAACUAAAUUUUUAUAUAAAGUGAGGUCAUUUCAGGUCCAGUGGUUCCAAAUUUAGGAGUCUGGCCCCCUUUUGAAGAGUCUCCAGAUAAAUCUGAGGGGUCAUGAGACAUUUAUUGGGAAAGGAGUGAAGAAAAUACAGUUUUGCUACAAAAAUUUGUAAUAGUGGUUUCUUCAAAACCUUUAUUUCUUUACUGGAUAAUUGUACCUCUUUGAGUCUCUUUGGUUGAACAGCUAACAACUACAGACAUCUAAAACAUGACCCAGGGCCAUAGACACUGCUUGUCUGUAAAGGGCCACAAGACAAGCCAAAAAGGUUGGGAGCCACUGCUUUAAUCUUGAACAUUACAAUGUAUUUUAUAAGCUUAUAUCAUUUUUUUUUUAAUACAGUUAUAUCCUCACGUUACUUGAACUGUACAUGCAAGAAUGGCUACCAUCAGAUCCAUGCAGUGAGGUAUAAUGAUUUUAAAUUCGGGGGGGGAAAAGCAGCACUGGUCAAUACCUUGGAUUUCCAUAUCGAGAAAAAGUCAGAUUGGUGCAUCCCUAUCAGAAACAUUGUAUUUCAGAUCGUUUGUUUAAAUUAUUUUAUCACAAAUGCACUUUUAUUAGCUUUCUGGGUUGUGUGAACUUGGUAUACAUGUAGAUAUUGGAUUUACAGACAUUUGAUGUAAAUGUAUUUUAUGUUGUAGCUCUUUCAAUAUUAACUGCUUGCGUAAGUGUAUCUUUUUAUUUGUAAUGUAUGAGUUACUAACCACUUUGUUUAUAACUAUAAGACACCUUAUAAGACUAACACUGUAUAAUGGGACAUGUCUUGUGCUUUUAUCUCAGCUGCAUACAGUACUAAUCCAGUCUCCCAUGAGAAAUGGCUUCUGCACCUACAGCUCUAAAGACAGGGUUUUGCUGAGGCUGCAUCUACCGAGCUGUGCUCCCAUUUUGUCUCUGCUCAGCAGGCUGGCCUACAUAACUCUGACGGGGGGACAGAGGCCACUUUUUCAGGCGUGAAAAACAAGAAGCUUGGAGUUUGGCACUGGAGAUGCGACAAUGUGCCUUGUGUGUUAAACACAUUCAAACCCCCCGAACCAAAACAACCAAACCUCAGUGCUUACCAAGUGCUGUGCCUAUAAUUAUGUAAUGGAUUAGCAGUGAUUUCGUCUGUAAGAUUCUUCAUUUGUGCAUUUUAUUUUUGUAACGUUCGGUGAUAAAACCGCUGCGUUGUUUUAUAUUUCCCAGCCAAAUUUGAUGCAUUUUUUUAUGACUUACGUAUGCUUUUCUAUCUAUGUGUGAGGCAUUUUUCUUAGUUACCUCCGCCAAGGAGGUUAUGUUUAGUUCCCUGACUAGGAAUAUUCACACUGCAUUAACAUUGUGAGAUAAGGCAUGCCUUAGCGGAGGUCUGGUCUCUCCAAAUGUCCUUCUAGUUUGUUAUGAUAUCGUGCUCAUACUAAACACUCACACUUCCAUUUUGGUCAUUUCAAACAAACCACUGUGACUUUUGCCAGAAACUUUAAAUCAUUUCACUCCCUGUGCUCAAAAGUUCUUUCCCAGGGAAGAGAAAUCUAUCAAGCAUUCUACUUUUAUUAACUGUCACGUCCACAACAGCUUCUUUCUUCAAAGAAAUAAAAUCAAUGCAUGAUCAAUGUUCAUCAUACUCUUUAUGCUUUGUGACAAUUAAUGACCAAGUACAAAUAGUUAAUGGAAGUGUAAACAAGUAUAAUCUAAUGUCUGCCUCUCUUUUCUUGUACAAAUGUGAUUUACGCAGCACUGUUCACGUCUGUGCCCAUUAAAACCAGGCAGUGCACCCUCAGCAACAGGCACUCCAACUAAUUUAAUUGAUAUUUACACAUAAGUCAGCAUUUCCUGACCGCAGCUCUGGUUUGAUAGUCUAUGAAUAACCUUUGGCUGAGCUAAUAUUCUGUAGACGAGCAGCAAAGUGCUUGGCUUAGCAGGAUGGUAUCAGUCAUAAUGCUCAGUGUAGGUGCAGAGCGGGUAGAGACGGCCAUCAUUUCAUAUCUCAGUGGAUCUGGAGGGUCUUUAGCCUCUUGUAAAUCCAGCCUGUCAGAAUCCAUCAAGUACUGUCUGUAAUAUACAACGCAGUGCAGGAAAAGUGCACUGUGUUGAAUCAUCUGAGAGGUUUCUGUGUCUGCAGUGGAAAAGAGCUGCUGGUGGGAAGAUGAGGUUGUUAUGGGGAUAAAAGGUGUCCAUAUAACCAAUUUUAAGCCAAAAUUAUCAAUUAGAUUAUUGAUUGAUAGCCUGGCUCUGUCUAAAGAUAACAAAUACACCUACCAGCACUUCUAAAAGCUCAGCAUAUCAUCAUGAUGCAUUUAGUUUGUUUAUUUUGUUGCCAGACAAGAAAUAGUCUGGCACAAAUCCCUCAAAAAAACUCUAAUUGUCCUUUUUACACAUUCAUUUCAGAAAAUAUUAAACAUUUAAGAACAAUUGAGGUGCUGAUGGACUGAUUUUUUUAUUACAUUUGGACAGAGCCAGACUAGCUGUAUUUUGCCCCAUUUACAGUCUUUAUGCCAAGCUAAGCUAACCGGCUGCUGGUAGUACAGUAUAUAGCUUCAUAUUUAGCAUACAGAUAUGAGAGUUUUCUCAUCUUCCUCUCAAUAAGAAAGCAAAUUGCACAAACUAUUGAUGAGCUUAAGCUGUGUUGGCAGGUGUAUUUCUGAACUGGAUAGAGCUAGGCUAGCUGUUUCCCACUGCUUGCAGUCUUUAUGCUAAGCUAAGCUAAUCGUUUCCUGACUCAAGCGCUGCACUUAACAGAUAUUAAUGGUAUCAAUCUUGUCAUUUAACUCUCUAAAAGAAAGGUCCUUGAAAGGUUGACCUAUUCCUUUAUUUUAAGGAUGUUUACAUCCAUAGGUGAACAGUGUAGAAAUUGUAACUUUGUUGUAACCCCUGGAACUGUAUUAAAGUUUAACUCUGAUGUAAACAACAUAAAAACAUCCUUAUUUCUUAUAA
Molecule: messenger RNA, 4910 nt
Organism: Perca fluviatilis (European perch)
Lineage: Eukaryota; Metazoa; Chordata; Actinopteri; Perciformes; Percidae
Product: protein rapunzel-like
Exons: 3
Coding region: 160-1344 (394 amino acids)
Source: RefSeq, a predicted model, not a curated record